AGAUAUCAAAAAUUUGGCAGACUUACAAAAGAAAGAAAUAAUAAAUAGUUCAAAAAUAUAUUAUUGAAAAAAUUUAUUUAAUAUUUUAAAGAUAUACACAAAAUACCGUUUUAUUUUUAAUAAAUGAGUACUAUUGAAUAAUAGGAUAACUAAAACAACAUAUUGUAGGAAUUGGAUAACCCAAUACGGACAAAUGAAAUAUAAAGUUAAGUACAACAUGUUAAAGAAAUAGCCUCAUAUCAAAUUGAUGCAAAGUUUGAAAAAAAUAUUAAAUAAGCUAAAGUUUAGUAAGACUUUUUGAAAAACAUAGAUGUUUAUGAUAAUGGAAAAUAUUUUUAUGGUUUGACUGAGUAAAUGUUUUUAAAAAUAUUUAAUUUCAAUGAAAGUUAAUCACAAAUUGAGGAGAUUAUAUCAAAAAAAUUUCCUUAGCCUUUAUAUGAUUCAAUUAUGCUUAAAAAUAAGUCAGAUUAGGAUUUGGUUGUUGUUUCUAUCAAAAACUAACCUAUAAGCAUAUACAAAUUACAAAAUAAUACAUAAAAUGCAGAAGAGGAGUCACUCAUUCCUAAAAAUUCAUUAAAAAACGUAGGCUAUUUAAGCUCCUAAAAGAAAAAUACUGAAAUUUAUUAAACACCUCUUCAGUUUAAAUAUGAUGAUAAUAAAAAGCAAUUGUUUGGUGUUGGAAAGUAGUUUAUAAUUAACUAUGAUUUGAAUAAAUUUUAAAUCAAAGAUUCUUAUGAGAAAUUCGUUAAAAGCGAUAUCUUAUCUUGUUUUGAUAUACCUAAAUAAAAUUCUGCUGACUAUUCAAAGUAUUAAGAUAUUGUUGCAUUUGGAAAGUUUGAUAAAAAAAUUGAAAUUUUAGAUUAUAAAUAGAAAAAAAUAAUAAACUAAUUUGGUCUUCAUUUAGGUGGUAUUACAUGCUUGAAAUUCGAUCCUUUAGAUAGUAAUUACUUAUACAGUGGUGCAAGAAAGGAUGACUUAAUUUACUAAUGGGAUUUGAGAAAGCAAGAUACUUUUGUGCAUUAUUAUCAGAGAAAAUGCACAACUAAUCAAAGAAUAUAAUUUGAUAUUUUAGAUAAUACAUUAGCAUAUGGCCACAUGAAUGGAGAUAUCAGUUUUGUCAAUAUUAAUACAAAAGAAACAUUAGUGAACUAAAAAAUUCAUGAGGAUUGUGUGAAUACAGUAAAACUUUUCUAGAAAGAAGAUAAGAAAUAUUGUAUUUCAACCUCUGGAUAAAGACAUUAUAAAAUAAAUGACGAAAGUGAUACAACAGAUAGCGACGAAGAUAGCAGCGAUGAUGAAAUAGAUAUGGAAAUAGAGUAGUCUUAGUAAUAAAGCACAGUUUAAAAAGUUAAUAAGAACAUUAGUAAAUAGCAAAAAGAAAAAGUAGUUAAAUAAGAUGACAGCUUGAAACUUUGCUUAGUAUAAAUUUGA
Messenger RNA from Tetrahymena thermophila SB210, 1431 nucleotides. Its product is annotated as WD domain, G-beta repeat protein. The transcript has 8 exons. Lineage: Eukaryota; Ciliophora; Oligohymenophorea; Hymenostomatida; Tetrahymenidae. The record is from RefSeq and is a predicted model, not a curated record. Gene Ontology annotation, molecular function: protein binding.